Messenger RNA from Perkinsus marinus ATCC 50983, 1254 nucleotides. RefSeq lists its product as hypothetical. Gene Ontology annotation, cellular component: precatalytic spliceosome. Bases 1 to 1254 code for a protein of 417 amino acids. NCBI's taxonomy places the organism in Eukaryota, Perkinsozoa, Perkinsida, Perkinsidae. The record is from RefSeq and is a predicted model, not a curated record. The transcript is spliced from 15 exons.
AUGGAUGGUAGUGGUCAGCAAGGGAACGCCUAUCCUGGAGGGGGCGGGCAGAUUCCGACCAACCCGAUGAUGCAACAGUGGGCUAAUUACUAUGCGGCAGCUCAGGCAGCGGCCUAUGCUGCGAGUGUUGGAUAUUCUCAGGCAGGCACAGGUUCGACCCAGGCGGCAUCCGUUAUGUCUAUGAGUAACAGCGGUAUGGCGUCGAGCUAUGGGACGAAACCAGUGAAGAAAUGUUUCCUUCAUAACAAACAUAAUAACGGGUGCAAGAAAUGUCGGGAAUAUAAGGAAUGGGUAGUAGCAACAUUAAAUGUAGGGAAUAUAAGGAAUGGGUCCCUCACGGUACCAUCAACGAUGUUCUGUUGUUUGUAUCGACUGUUCGUAAUGCGAAUCAACAGCAAAGUGUUAGGUCAGCUUAUUAACUACCAUGGAGCUCCUUAUGUCAGAUGCGCGGGUUUCCUCUAUGUACGGUUUGGCCUGUCCCCUAGGGAUUAUUGGAGCUUCUUGCAACCUCACUUAUUGGAUGAUGAAGAGUUCACUCCCGGCUGUGACAAAGGUCGGAUUAUUACUAUGGGAGAAUACGUUGAAAAGCUCUUAACAGAAGAUCGCUACUACAGUUUAUUGAUAAUAGCACGACUCAGGUCCAUAGAGGAGAUACCCCUUGGGAUGGUUGUAUUGAAGUCUGGUGAAAAUGAUGAUUGGGCAGAUGAUGCGGAAUGGUAUGGCGCUGAGCAAAGCUGGUACGAUGCACCCGCUGGCAGUGCUCAGGCUCAGAGUUGGGAAGAAGGCGCUGAGGGCGGUGCGUGGACUGAUGCUGCAGAGGCUGUCAAGGACGAGAGUAAAACAACGGUCGAUUUAACCCAUCGUAAAACGGCGGGUAAUUUUGACGAUGAGGCGUAUAAGGGUAUGAAUGCAUUGGACAUUUAUAAUCAACGACGGCGUGAUAAGGCGAGUGUAUCGGCUACUAGUGGUAAAGGGUAUUGUCGUCCUGUACAAGGCUAUAGGAAUGCUCUUUCACGACCACAUGUGGAAUCGGGGGUAAAGGGAAGGGAAAGGGUAAGGGUAAAGGGAAAGGGAGAGCAGUACGGUGAAGGUGUAGACUACCAUUCUAGUGCUACUUUCCGAGAGAGAUCACCACCGAAGCAUCAAGUAUCAGAGGCUACUAGAGUGAGGCAACAGGCGAUUGUUGGACGAUACUCAGGAGUGGCCGAAACUGCGCAGACGAUGGAUGGUAUCAACAGUUUUGGUCAGCGAUGA